CUUCCUUCAUUUCCUUUGGACUUGCAAAGAAGCCAAAAUGGAUGAGGUUGCAAGCCUACUUCUCUCUCCAUUUUUCCAAGUAUUUUUUGAACGAAUGGCAUCAGGGGAGUUCCUUGACAUCUUUCGGGGACGAAAAGUCAUCGAGGGACUCUUACAUAAGUUGAAGAUAUCAUUGCUGUCCAUGAGUGCACUCUGUGAAGACGCGGAGGAAAUACAACUUACAAAUCCUGCUGUGAAAGAGUGGCUCAAUGAGUUGAAAGAUGUUGUCUAUGAUGCAGAGGACAUCUUCGAUGAGAUAGCUACUGAACUCUUGCAACGUAAGUUGGAUGCUGAAUUUCAAACCACUGCAAGUAAGGUACGAAACUCCAUUUGUACUUCUCUUAGUCCUUUUGUUAAGGAGGUAGAGCCAAAGAUAAAAGAAGUACUAGACAAACUAGAAUAUUUAGCAAGACAAAAAGAUGCUCUAGGUUUGAAAGAAGGUGUUGGAAGAGAAUCAUCAAAAAGAUUGCCCACGACUUCUUUGGUUGAAGAAUCUGAUAUUUUUGGUAGGAAUGAUGAUACGGAAAAAAUAAUAAACUUAUUGCUCUUAGAUGAUGCAUGUGGCAAUGAAAAUCUGUAUGUGAUUUCCAUAGUCGGCAUGGGGGGAAUUGGCAAGACCACCCUUGCUCAGCUAGUAUACAAGGAUAAGAGGGUGAAGGAGCAUUUUAACCUUCAAGCAUGGGUUUGUGUUUCAGAUGAGUUUGACGUGUUUAAGGUAACGAAAACAAUUCUAGAGGAAGUGGGCUCGUCUACUAAUGAUGAUAUUAAGAAUCUAAAUCGGCUUCAACUUACAUUACAGGAGGAAUUGAUGGGGAAGAAAUUCCUACUUGUUUUAGAUGAUGUAUGGAACGAGAAUUAUGCUAAUUGGAAGGUCUUAAGUGGUCCAUUUAAAUCUGGGGCACAAGGAAGUACGGUCAUUGUAACAACACGCAAUGACAAUGUUGCAUCAGUAAUGCGCACUGUUUCAACUCAUUAUCUCGACAUGUUAUCAGAAGAAGAUUGUUGGUCACUAGUAAAACAUUCAUUCCUCGAUGGCAAAUUUGAUGCACGUUCAGAGCUAGAAGUAAUAGGUAGACAAAUUGUGAAAAAGUGUGAAGGUUUACCUUUAGCAGUCAAAGCAAUUGGGAGUAUCUUGCGAACUAAAUUAGAUGUUGAUGAGUGGGAGAAGAUAUUGAAGAGUGAAUUAUGGGAUUCGCCAAUAGACUACACAAACAUUCUUCCUAGUUUAAGAUUAAGCUACAAAUACCUUCCCUCACAUUUAAAGCCAUGCUUUGCUUAUUGUUCAAUAUUCCCAAAGGGUUAUGCAUUUGAAAAAGAUCACUUAAUCUUAUUAUGGAUGGCCGAAGGUUUAUUGCCAGAACCUAGAAACAGAACAAUGAAAGAAGUUGGUGAAGAUUAUUUUUGUAUUCUUGUAUCAAGAUCAUUAUUCCAACAAUCAUGCGGUAAUAAAUUAGGUUUUGUAAUGCAUGAUCUUGUCAAUAAUUUGGCAAACUUUGUAUCUGGGCAAUUUAACUUUAGGCAGGAGGGUAACAAGACGCGUCACUUGUCAUACUUUAGAACAAGAUUUGAUAACUUCAAGAAGUUUGAGGCUCUUUACAAGGUUAAGCGGCUGCGCACCUUCCUGCCAUUAGAAUUUUCCAUAAGAGACAACAAUUUAACUAAAAAAGUACCUCAUGAUUUAUUGCCAAAGCAAAGAUAUUUACGGGUACUCUCUUUGUCUCACUAUGAGAAUGUGACUAACUUGCCUGAUUCAAUUGAUAAAAUCAAACAGUUACGUUAUUUGGACCUUUCUUUCACUGCAAUUAGAAGCUUGCCUAAUUCCCUGUGUAAGUUGAUCAAUUUGCAAACACUCAAGUUAUCAUGUUGUGACAAACUUGUUGGAUUGCCAAGGGAUAUGCGAAAACUCAUUAAUCUACGACAUCUUGAUAUCACUGGAACUAGAUUAAUAAUGGAGAUGCCGAUACAAAUGGGUAGACUAAAAUAUCUCCAAACAUUGACUACAUUUAUAGUCAGCAAAACUAGUGGGUCCUGCAUAGGAGAGUUGGGAAAUCUUACAAAUCUUCGAGGAAAGCUUGCUAUUUUGAAUCUUCAAAAUGUUGUCUCUUCUACAGAUGCGUUGGAUGCAUGCUUGAAGGAGAAGAAACACAUUAAGGAUUUGGUGUUGAAAUGGAAAGCUGAUACUGAUACUGAUGUUUUAGAAAGUCAAAGAACUAUACUUGACUGUCUCCAGCCUCAUUCAAAUCUAGAAAGUCUUACAAUCAAAUAUUAUAGCAGCAAAAGCUUUUCAGAUUGGGUAGGGCAUCAUUCAUUCUCUAAUAUAGCAUCUCUUUAUCUAUACGAUUGUAAAUAUUGCUGCAGCUUGCCACCACUUGGGCAGCUACCCUCUCUGAAAGACCUUUCUUUUAUUCAAUUUGAUGAAGUUGUUAAAGUGGAUCGUGAGUUUUAUGGCGAUGGUUCUUUUUCAAUUAAGCCAUUUGGAGCCUUAAAAGUUCUAAGAUUUAAGCAAAUGUCGAAGUGGGAGGAAUGGUUAAGUGAAAGUGGAGAUUUUCCUCUUCUUCAAGAGCUUUAUAUAUGUGACUGCCCUAAGCUAACAAGAGAGUUGCCCAUCCAUCUUCCUUCUCUAAUCAAACUUGAGAUCAAGGAAUGUCCGCUACUGGUGUCUUCACUCCCAAGGGCUCCUUCUAUAUGUCAAUUGAAUCUAACAGGUUGUAAUAAGGACCUGUUGAAGGAUUUGCCAACCAAAAUACAGAUUCUCAAAGUUGGAGGAUUUGAUGCACUAGAUUCCCUAGCCAUUGCAAUGAAGGAGUCCAGCUAUUCUCUCCAAGAGUUAGAAAUCUCUAACUGUUCCUCACUUUCAAUGGGUGAUUUACCAUCUACUUUAAAAUCCCUUUCCAUCACAAACUGUCAGACGUUAGAACUUCCGAUGCACCAAAUCUUUUCAUCCCUUAAAAAAUUGCGCUUGCAAAAUAUUAAUGAUUCUUUCAGGUCCUUCCCAUUGGACUUAUUCCCAAACCUUUCUGAUAUCUUUAUCUUUGGGUGUGAGCAUUUGGAAACUCUUUCAGACCAACUUGGUCUUGAUUUAAUGAUCUCGCACGUACGAAUCAUAAAUUGCCAUUCUUUUGUAUCUUUUCCAAAAGGCGGAUUUCGUGCCUCCAAACUUACAUUGCUUUGGGUCUGGAGUUGUGGUCGUUUGAGGUCACUGCCUGAUAAAAUGCACGUACUCCAUCCAUCUCUUGAGGAAUUGCAAAUAGUUGAUUGUGAAGAACUUGAGUCUUUUCCUGAUGGGGGUUUGCCUUGCAAUCUGAAAUCGGUUUCCAUCACCGACUGUGACAACCUCGUUGCUGGACGAAUGGGAUGGGGUUUGCAAAAGCUCCCAUUUCUUAAAAAUUUGUCUAUUUGUGGUGAAAGGGGAGAUGUGGAGUCCUUUCCGGAAGUGGGAUUGCUGCCCACCAAUCUGACUGCUCUUCAAAUAAAGAAUUUUCCAAAUUUAAAAUCUUUGGAUAAGGGGCUUCAACAGCUCAUCUCUCUUGAAGAAUUGCUGAUGGAUAACUGCCCUAUGCUCAAGUACAUGCCAGAAGAGGGCUUGCCUGCCUCUGUUUCUGUUUUACGGAUCGACGAUUGUCCUUUGGUAAAGAGACAAUGUCAGAGGAAAAAAGGAAAAGAAUGGCGCAAAAUUGCUCGCGUCCACCUAAAAAUGAUGGAUGAUGAAUUGAUUGAAUGAGCUAAAAGUUUAGCAAGAAUCUCCACUAAGAAAAUGUUUGAUCAACAGAAUUUAGAAGAUCUAAAAGCUCGAUUAUGACUACACAAAGCAGAUGCAGGGGUAUAGAAUCUGUGGCGCCACUCCUCAUAUCAUCUAAUGCACGUGUACUCAAAGACUACUUAUCAAAAAAAAAUAGGUACUCAAAGACUAGUGAUGACCUGUUGAACUUGUUGUGUAGUGCCAAAUCAAGAUUCCGGGAAAUUUUUCCGAGUUUUUAUUUUCUUCGGCAGUGUGGGAUCUGAAUUACUCUUAAAAUGUGUUUUCUUCUCAUAGCUGGUUGCCUACUAUCUAGCCCGUUCUGAAGUUAGUGUGGUUAUGAUGCUUUCAAUUAUCAAAUUUUUGAGAUGAGAAACUAUAGCUGGGGUAUUAACGGGUGACAUUAUAUGCUGACUAAACAAUGCAGGAGCCAGGAGAGGGAUUUGAUAUUGGGCGGCAAGGGAGGAAGGGUCUUAACCUCAGAUGUCUUAUUACAGUGAAGAUUGAAGUUGUACCAACCAGAUAAUGGCAAGCUUGAACAGCUUCCACAGUAUACGCCUUGUUAGUUCUUGUUGGCUAAUUGCCUAAUUCGGUGAUCACUCCAAAGCACCACCAAGACUCAUCCACUUUGCAAGGCCAUCAAGUUGAUUUCUUCUCCAAUCCUAGUGGCCGUCCGGACAUGGAGCUAAGCUGUCCGGACGGGAUUUCCAGGGAGCCCAUUUUCUAUCCUCCACAAGGCCCCGUCCGGACAGGCACUUACCUUGUUCGGACAUCCCGUAUGUAUUAUGCCCAAAAUGUGUUUUUUAGUGGGUUCGGAUCUAGGGUAUGGAGAAGUUUUACUUUUAGAGUAUUUUUUUAAAGGUUUCCUCUUUGUCACUAAAAUCCUUAUGUUUGAUUUUACGUAUUUUGGUGAUUGUUUGCUCAUGAUUAAAUAUCUUUUAAUUC
This is a messenger RNA of Corylus avellana, 4720 nucleotides long. The record is from RefSeq and is a predicted model, not a curated record. NCBI's taxonomy places the organism in Eukaryota, Viridiplantae, Streptophyta, Magnoliopsida, Fagales, Betulaceae.